Messenger RNA from Oreochromis niloticus (Nile tilapia), 2833 nucleotides. It is a transcript of the gene phactr3a, whose product is annotated as phosphatase and actin regulator 3a. Gene Ontology annotation, biological process: tRNA aminoacylation for protein translation; actin cytoskeleton organization. The record is from RefSeq and is a predicted model, not a curated record. The transcript is spliced from 12 exons. NCBI's taxonomy places the organism in Eukaryota, Metazoa, Chordata, Actinopteri, Cichliformes, Cichlidae. Gene Ontology annotation, molecular function: ATP binding; aminoacyl-tRNA ligase activity; actin binding. Bases 315 to 1949 code for a protein of 544 amino acids.
AAUAUUUGGUCGCGUUGCUGGACAGGGAUGGGCAUCAUCAACCCGUUGGCAUCAUCGGGGGCAAAUCACCCCUCCCUCAUCCACACAUCAUCGCGCACACAGCCCAGACUCACACGCACACGCACACACACACACACACGCACAUACACAAACACACACGGAAUUUCGGCUCAGCCAUGGCUCCCUGUUAGAUGCUCAAAGCGGCUGUUGUCAGAGCGAAUUAUAUCUACUCUCGCUCGCUGCUUUCCUCCUGACCUUGCCUGCCUCCGGUUGGGUUUUUAAUAUUUUAUUUAGGAUUCCUGCGCUGCCUCCCCAUGGCUACAUCGGAUGGACUAGACGGCUGUCUGCAGCGAGGCAGAUCUCAAAGUGACCCGAACAUACUCACCGAACCGGGCAUCGAGUUGGCUCACGGCACAGAUGUGGUGGACCAGCAGAGGGUGCUGAGGACAGGUUGCUUGGUGACUGGGGUGCACACACCGCCAAUCCGACGUAACAGCAAGCUGGCCACCCUGGGGCGCAUCUUCAAGCCCUGGAAGUGGAGGAAAAAGAAAAACGAGAAGCUCAAGCAGAGUUCCACAGAUGUAGCAUUAUCGAGUGGCCUUCUAUGCCACGACCCAAACUCCCCCACCCAAGGCUGCUGCUCGGAUGGUGCGGUCUUACUUGGAGGAUUUGGGGGACCAUUGAAUCCAAACCUCACAGUAAGCAGUGUGGAAUACCUUGGUCCUGAGGAGGAGCAUCCCCCUUCAGUAGCCGCCCCUCUCCAAGACUGUGAACGGGUGGAGGAGAAUGUGCGACUACCGGAGGAGGAGGGAGAUGAGGAGGUGCACCCUGCAGGGGAUUUACCUGAGGGACUGCAGGACAUGGGAGAACAGAUGGAAGAGAGAUCAGAGGAAGAGAUUCCUCCAGGAACUUCCCCACCACAAGUACCUCCAAAACUUUUGCCCCAGCUGAGCACUGGAGAUGAUUCAGGUCCUGUAUCACUCCCUACUCAUCUGCCCAACUCCUACCUCCCCAAGGAGCCUCUACCCAGGGCCACAGAAAGUCUGGCCUCAAUGACCCUGCCACUAAGAGGGCCUCUGGCCAACCCCUCAGGGUCCCCACAUCUAGGCAAUAUGAUACACCCUCCCAUGCCCCCUAGCUGCAUAAUGGAGGAACUGCAAAGAGCUUUCGCUUCUAAGAACAGACAGGAGAGUGUCCAUGAUGGGUGUGAGCAGGGCUCACCCCCGCGGAUGUGGUGCUCCGACGGACGGCUCUCUCGCUCCUGCAGCUCAGAUAACCAACACACAUCGUCUCUGGGGGGAAGUUGUUUGGGGAUUGGAGGGUCUGACUGGCCCAAGAAGGAGGCAGAGGAGAACAAGGAGAAUGUGCGGCUGGACCAGUGCUUCUCCAACACCUCAGGCGUCCCCACCGACUUGGACGGCUGGAACGAGUCUGUUAUCUCUGGCACACUUCCUCGCAGGCUAAGGAAGGAGUUGCUGGCUUUCAAACUACGAAACAGGCCCAGCAAGCAGGAGCUGGAAGACAGGAAUAUCUUCCCAGCAAGGAGUGAUCAGGAGCGCCAGGAAAUUCGCCAGCAGAUUGAGAUGAAACUCGCCAAGAGGCUGAGCCAGAGACCGAAUGUGGAGGAGCUGGAGAGUCGGAACAUUUUGAAACAGAGAAAUGACCAGACAGAACAGGAGGAGAGGAGGGAGAUCAAACAGCGGCUAAACAGAAAGCUCAACCAGCGGCCCACAGUAGAUGAACUGCGGGACAGAAAGAUCCUCAUCCGCUUCAGUGACUAUGUGGAGGUAGCUAAAGCUCAGGACUACGACAGGAGAGCAGACAAGCCCUGGACUCGUCUGUCAGCAGCAGACAAGGCUGCAAUCCGGAAAGAGCUGAACGAGUUUAAGAGCACCGAGAUGGAAGUGCAUGCCUCAAGCAAACAUCUAACGAGGUUCCACCGACCGUGAAAGUGCGGAGUUUCUUCUGUGAAGAAAUGCUGAGCUUUGACAUUUCCUGAAGCUGCUAGAAGCUGCUCAGUGGCGACAGUUCAAAGAGCCCGGAGCCUUUCUGUCUUCGGCGCGCCUUUUUUUAAGAAUCUUCCGCCACCCUUGACCAUCAUAUUAUCAGUAUGAAGUCACGGGUGUGGGAGAGACGAUGAUGGUAAUGUUAGCACUGGCGUGUCCUGGAGACUGCUGAGUGCCAACGUGGAAACUGGCAGGUGGAAGAGACUUUGGUGGAGCCUCUGACUCUCAGGACAAGAGCAGAGGAUUAAAAAAACAAAAACAAAACAAUCUUGUCAUUCAUUGUUUUUUUUUCUUUUUUUUGUACUAAUUCAUGGACUCCUGACAAGAUGGUGUGAAUCUGUGUAGUGGGAAGAAGUUGUGCAUGUGACCAGCUUCACCUUUUCUUAACUGAUGAAUAAUGUGUCAAGACUGUGUAAAGACUGCAGUGUGGGGGAGGUGGUGUUGGGGGUUGAAUUUGAUAUCAACUGUACAUACAGUAUGUCAAUCAGAAUGGGACCGUUGACGUCUUCACUGAAAAGAGAAAUACCUUUGUAAGCACUUACUUGUCUUCAAAAUACAAGGCCUUUUUUUUAAAAAACUGUGCUGCUUCAUUUAUUUUUAAAACAACUUUAUUUUCAUUUAACAAUAUGGUAGAGGAGUUAUUAAAAAGUAAUCAAUACAAUUAAGAUCUUGAAGGUUUAGUUGGCCAUUUCUAGUACUUAACAAGCUUCAAUGAAUAAAUCAAGAAUUAGGGUUAAAAAUAGAGUCAAGUCAAUGAAUAGCAUGGGAGAGCUUACAAUAACACCAAAACUUAUUCAAUUUAUAAAAGCCAUAAAAUAACAACAGAA